CGGGAGGUGUGGACUGCGGAGAAGGGGCUCACGCCCGGCAGCACGUGUUCCUAGUCCCAGAGUAUUUAAAAGAUGCUUCAAAGAAGAUGAAAAGUGGGCUUCUGUUUGUAAAACUGGUUAACCCAUGUUCAGGGGAAGGAGCCAUUUACUUGUUCAAUAUGUGUCUACCGCAGCUGUUUGAAAUAAAAGUUUUCAGAAAAAACCAUUCUUGGUUUAUAAAUGAAUCAGUUCAAUCAAGAGUUCUUCUUCACUUUGCCACACCCAUGGACCCUCUGUUUCUGCUUCUCCACUCCCUUAUAAAGGCUGAUAGAGAGGGAAAGUUUCAGCCCCUGGAUCAAGUUGUGAUGGAUGACAUGUUUCUGAAUUGCAUCUUGUUGCUGAAACUUCCUGAACUUAAGAAGUUACUUCGACAUGUGACAGAGGAGAAAGAAACAGACAAGAAGAAAUAUUACAAGUACAGCAAAAAGAAGACAUUAAAAUGGCUGGAAAAAAAGGUUAAUCAGACUAUGGCAGCAUUAAAAACCAAUAGUGUAAAUGUCGGUGCCCGGGUACAGUCUACUGCAUUUUUCUCUGGUGACCCGGUUUCCAGUGACAAGGAAGAGGAUUGUAUUAAUUAUGCCCAUGGUCUGAUAUCUGAUUACAUCCCUAAAGAACUAAGUGAUGAGUUAUCUAAAUAUUUAAAGCUUCCAGAACCUCCAGCUUCAGUGCCAAACCCUCCAUCAAAGAAAGUAUCAGAUGAGCCCGUAGAAGCAAAAGAAGAUUACACUAAGUUUAACACUAAAGAUUUGAAGACUGUAAAGAAAAAUAGCAAAAUGACUGCAGCUCAGAAGGUUUUGGCUAAAGUUGACAAGAGUGGAAUGAAAAGUAUUGAUUCCUUUUUUGGUGCAAAACAUGUUUAAAAAAAUUGGAAAGAUUUGAAACACUGAAAAUUAAAUCGAGCAAAAAUGUUUGCCUUCUACAUGUCCCAUUUUCAUCCUUCCUCCAUUCCACUGUACUUCCUAACCCUUAAUUACCACCUUUUGAAAAAAAGUAGGAAGGGGGCAAUUUUCAGAUUCACUUGAACAUUUCUUUGUGUUUCAUGUUU
This is a messenger RNA of Globicephala melas (long-finned pilot whale), 1084 nucleotides long. NCBI's taxonomy places the organism in Eukaryota, Metazoa, Chordata, Mammalia, Artiodactyla, Delphinidae. The record is from RefSeq and is a predicted model, not a curated record.